AUGGGAAGUAAGUACAUUUUCAUUUAUUUCGCCUUUUCAGGUCAAGCUAUGCUAUUGGUCGGUUUUAUCGAAAUGCUUAAGUUUUUUGAAGCGAUUUGUUUAAUUGACGAAUUGUCGGCUCCUAGGGACUAGUUACUAGCUCCAUAUCAAUUUUCAAAGUAACCAUAACAUUUGUGUCUUUUCAGUCAAAUUUCUCGAGUUUGUAAAGCCGUUUUGCGGCUUCGUGCCGGAGGUCUCGAAGCCGGAGAGAAAGAUCCAAUUCCGUGAAAAGAUGCUCUGGACUGCCAUCACCCUCUUCGUCUUCUUGGUGUGUUGUCAAAUUCCGCUCUUCGGAAUCAUGUCAACAGACUCUGCUGAUCCGUUCUACUGGCUUCGUGUGAUUAUGGCGUCCAACCGUGGAACCCUUAUGGAGCUCGGAAUCUCGCCAAUUGUCACCUCUGGACUUAUCAUGCAACUUCUCGCUGGAGCCAAGAUCAUUGAGGUCGGAGACACGCCGAAAGAUCGUGCCCUCUUCAACGGAGCCCAAAAGCGUAAGUUAAACCAGUAUUGAUUUCAGACAUUUCACUCUAUUCUUUACAGUGUUCGGAAUGGUCAUCACUGUCGGACAAGCAAUCGUCUACGUGAUGUCUGGACUUUACGGAGAUCCAUCCGAUAUUGGAGCCGGAAUCUGUCUUCUCAUCGUCGUUCAGCUUGUUAUUGCCGGUCUUAUCGUCCUUCUUCUCGACGAGCUCCUCCAAAAGGGAUACGGACUGGGAUCUGGAAUUUCGCUCUUCAUUGCCACCAACAUCUGCGAGACCAUCGUCUGGAAGGCAUUCUCUCCUGCAACCAUCAACACCGGACGUGGAACCGAGUUCGAAGGAGCCGUCAUUGCUCUCUUCCACCUCCUCGCCACCCGUUCCGACAAGGUCCGUGCUCUCCGCGAAGCCUUCUACCGCCAGAACCUCCCGAACUUGAUGAAUCUGAUGGCCACCUUCCUCGUUUUCGCUGUUGUUAUCUACUUCCAAGGAUUCCGUGUCGAUCUCCCAAUCAAGUCGGCCCGCUACCGUGGACAAUACAGUAGCUACCCAAUCAAGCUCUUCUACACCUCGAACAUCCCGAUCAUCCUUCAAUCCGCUCUUGUGUCCAACCUCUACGUCAUCUCACAGGUUUGUCCUUGAUUGUUCUUUAUCUCCGCAAAAUCGUAUUUCUUUAGAUGCUUGCCGGAAAAUUCGGAGGAAACUUCUUCAUUAACAUUCUCGGAACCUGGUCUGACAGCAACGGAGGAUACAGAAGUUACCCAACUGGAGGUAAAUAGUAUUGUAGUGUUUUCAUAACUAUUUAUUUUGAUUCCAGGAAUCUGCUACUACCUCUCGCCACCAGAGUCUCUCGGACACAUCUUCGAAGACCCAAUCCACUGCAUCAUCUACAUCGUCUUCAUGCUCGGAUCGUGCGCCUUCUUCUCCAAGACCUGGAUUGAUGUGUCUGGAUCUUCCGCCAAGGAUGUCGCUAAGCAACUAAAGGAGCAACAGAUGGUCAUGCGCGGACAUCGUGAGAAGUCCAUGAUCCACGAACUCAACCGAUACAUCCCGACCGCCGCCGCAUUCGGAGGACUCUGCAUCGGCGCCCUUUCCGUCACCGCUGACUUCAUGGGAGCCAUCGGAUCCGGAACUGGAAUCCUCCUUGCCGUCACCAUCAUCUACCAGUACUUCGAGAUCUUUGUCAAGGAGCAACAGGAGAUGGGAGGAGUCGCUGCCAUGUUCUUUUAA
Molecule: messenger RNA, 1745 nt
Organism: Caenorhabditis sp. 36 PRJEB53466
Lineage: Eukaryota; Metazoa; Nematoda; Chromadorea; Rhabditida; Rhabditidae
Source: the annotation of a GenBank genome assembly